Messenger RNA from Ambispora leptoticha, 936 nucleotides. The record is from the annotation of a GenBank genome assembly. NCBI's taxonomy places the organism in Eukaryota, Fungi, Glomeromycota, Glomeromycetes, Archaeosporales, Ambisporaceae.
AUGGCCAACCGUCAGGCGCUGCAAUUGACUUCACUCCCAACUGAGAUUCUCUUUCUCAUUGUCUUUUCCAUCGAUAAUGCCAAAGACUUGCGUUCCCUCGCCUCCACCAAUCACUACUUUCGUGACCUUGCCGGUCCACACACCGUAACCGCACAACUUUGGUUCACAAAGGUAAGUCAGGACAUAGCUCCAGAGGAUCUACUACGAACCGCCAACGAAUGGGGCUUCCCGUUAACAACUGAAUACGCGAAAAAGCUCAUAAUGAUUAACGCGCCGAGCGAACCUUCAUGUUUAUGCGCGGAACCGCCUGGUCCGCGGCGAGCACUUCAACGAAUAGAACGCGUCCUGCACGUGGUUGAAAGGUUCGGGCUAUUUUUGCACAAUAUGCUUGCAGUUAAUUAUUACUAUCCUCAUGAUUGGGAUGCGUGCCAACGUGUUGCGGAUGAAGUGGAACAAUAUUUGGAGGAUUUGGGCUGGGUGCAAUUUUAUCGUGGGCAAAUGCAUCGUGGGAUUGAUUCGAUGCUCGUGUCGACGGUUGAAACGGAUAUGGAGUUUGAGGCAGUUGCAUUUGAGAUUUUUGCGAAAAAGUUGAGAGAGGAAAUUGCGAUGAUGUCUACAAUUACAGUUGCUAGUCCGAAAAAGUCAAGCAACAGUAGUAGGAGCAAUGAGAAUAACAACAGUAGCAGCGGUAAUAAAAGCAGCAAUAAUGAACUUUUUGCAUCCGGAGCAAGCGAAGAAAUUUAUUUGAAGUGGACAAGUCUCAUACAAGAUCAAUUGAAUUUCUUCUCAAUGGAACAAUACAUAAUGGAUAAAUUUAAACCACCUUCGAAAUGGCAAUUGGCCGAAUAUCUGUCGGCAGUUGUUGCAGGAUUAGCAGAACGAGAAGAUAAUAGGGAGAAUGUUAGAUUUACUAACGUUGUCCCUGCCAGCGCUUAA